GUAGUAGGGUGGAGAGAAGCAGUCUGGUUUUGCUCGGUGUCAAAAAGUUACACAAGCAAGGGGCGAGAUUUCACUGCAGGAGCUGUUUCACAACUUUGAACAAGUUGUCACAUCUUGGCGGGCCAUUCGUCUCUAGCUGGGUGUUCGCCUGAUACCACGGAGGCACAAAACACCUCCAGUCCUCGCAAGCCGCGGAACUCACCAUCAUUUCAUUUCAACACUGAAGAGCAACACAUCAAAACAAACGCCCUUUUGGGCUUUCACAACAGUGUGUGAGCGUGACUACACGGACAUGUGAUUUUGUAGAGCUACUCUUGACAACAUCUAGGUAGCCACGGCGGCCAGGGUCACAGUAAGUGAAUUUGGCCGUCAACCCUAAGCGCUCUUUGCGUGUUUUUUGGGCCAUGGAGCUGAGCUCGGUGCUUCUCACCAUUGGAGGGUCCUACGGAUUUUUCCGAUCGUUCAACAUUGGAUUGGGCAGACUACCUGUACCGGAAGCUGCACGCAGGAAUACGUCAAAAUGGAGAAACAUCUCCACGUCCUUCGUGCACAGCUUCGUCACCGCGAUAUGGGCAGUGCUUUGUUUUUUCCUCCAACCAGAAAUGGCUGAAGAUUUGAUAGAAACACAUUCUGCGUUUUCUCAUGCACUGGUGUCUUUUUCAAUUGGUUACUUCAUCUAUGACCUCUUUGAUAUGGUGACACACCAGAAUUUAAGCCAGUUCUGGGAGCUCGCCUCGCAUCAUAUUGUCGUGAUCACCUGCUUUGGGCUGUCUGUGUUUACAUCCUGCUACAUCGGGUUCGCCGUGGUGGCCCUGUUGGUGGAGAUCAACUCGGUGUUCCUCCAUCUCAGGCAGAUCUUGCGCAUGGCCAAUCAUGCCGCCAGCACCCUCUACCGGGUCAACAGCAUGAUCAACCUGGGCACCUACGUGGUAUUCCGCAUUAACACGCUGGCCUGGAUGACCCGCUGGCUGGUGCUCAACAGAGAUAAGGUGCCCCUCAUGGCUUACACGCUGGGCAGCGUGGGCCUGGCCAUCAUGACGGUCAUGAACAUCGUCCUGUUUUACCGCCUGCUCAGGAGCGACUUCCUGAAGAGCAGUACUCGGGACGCCAAGAAAGAAAAAGAAACAUAGGGAGAAUCCAUUUUGGGUUCACGUUUGCCCAUUUUUGUUUUUCUACUCCUUUACAGCCUAACACUUCACUACUGCAUCAUUGCAAAGGCCCACUGGGUGUUCUAAAAUGUAGCUUAUGGUGAGUGAAGCCCACAAGUACCUCCAUUUGAAGCAAGACUUCAUGGCGUUAAAUGCAUAUGAUCGUGCAGUAUAUGCUAUGAUGUAUGACGUAUGGCUGUGGCUUCCUUGACCACUGAAUGAAAUAAUCAACUAGACCUAAACUUUAUUUAAACUAGUUAUAUGCAAAGGUGAUGUCUUUUUUCUUAUUUUCCCACAUCUUCUUAAUUUCAAGCCACCUCCUACCUCAGGAAGCUUUUAAAACUUGUUUGCCUCUUUGAGAACGAGCAUUGUUAAUCAUUGUCAAAUGGGACGCAAGCAAUCCCUGUAAAAUGUUAAUUUAGGGUGGUGGCUUAUUAUACUUGGCCCAUGCACUAACAUUGAAGUUAUCCUGAGCAGUGAAGAUCUUAAAUGAGCGCCUUAAUGCCCCGUUUGCUAAUCCAAAUGUUGGAAUGCAGCAACCAAGUGCCACCACUAUGUUUAUAAUCAAACAGGAAGCCUGUGAAAUAGUCUAUAAAUAGCGUUCUUGGAUGUCUGUCUGCCGUUGCUGCAAUAACCAUACUGGUGGGGAAGUGCUAUUUUUAACAUGGCCUUUAGAGGGCAGCACACUCAGCAAUUACUUCAAUAAAGGGGACAUGAGUUUAUUUGAAUUUUUUUUUAUAGUUUAAAAAGCUUCCUACAUGCCUUAGCAACAUAUCUGUGAUAUUAUUCCAUUGAAGUACACAAAUGACAAAGAAUUACAGCACACUUAAAAUCCACAUGUCACACACUGUUUUGGAAUCACUUAAUUGUAGAGGGGAGUUCUGUCUCAUGCCAAUCAAUGCACUUUUCAAAAAUACUUCUCACCAAGCUGAACAGAGGAAGAUCUAGCAGCCAACUUGGCGACUUCUAAUGUAUUUGUGACGUUAUCUGAGACUCCAGGUGUCAAAUCAAGGGCGUUUGUGCCAGGGGCACCCACUGGUUUAUUUAAACAUGGUUUAAUUUCAUAAUGGGCAGGCACUCCAGAGACCCAAGUAUUUCAAUACAAACAAAUUCAUAUUUGGAUACAUCUCCUUUAUUGGCAAAAGAGGAGAAGUGUCUUCACUUUCUUAAUCAUUAGUGUUUGUAGACGUGUUAUCUUAUUUAUUUUUGAUGUCAGGUUGUGAGGUUAAUGUUGGAAUAAAAACAGAUGACAUCUCCGGAUACAUUGAACAUCUGCUCUUUGCAGUGGACAGGGAGUGAACUCUGUCGGAAGUAGCCAACAGUUGCCACAAGAUGGCGACAAAUCCGUUAAACAGAGAGGUUUGACAUAAGAUCACACCAUGCAUCUAGCGUCGCAGACUUUCAUGAAACCGUAUUACAUUAACGACUGUAUAGGAAGUUAAAUUAUUCAACACAUAAAUUUCACCAUCAAGUCGCACUUGAUCUGCUUUGGCCUGAGGAAAAAACAAAAACAGGAAAUUAUAGUGCAUAUUUGUAAUGUAUUUGUUCUGAAAGUAGUGUUGCGUUGAAGAUGAGAUUAACUGAUUGCUUCAAAGCAUUUGAAACGAGUAAUUGUGUUUUUGUUGUCUCCCUUUACCUAACAUUUUUAUCAACAUGUUGCUGUUCAAGGACGAGUCCAUCUGCGUAGGUGUGAAAUCCACUGACACAGAAGGACUAGUAAACCGUGGCUGGGCUUAACUUGCAGUUGACCCCCCCCAAUUGAACGCACACUAGCAGUUCCAAGUUCAAAUGAGGAAAUGAAAUCUCUAUUAGGUCUAUAUCACAGCAGCCUUACAUAAAGAUCAAUAUACUGUUCUUAUUUUAAAAAAAUAUUUAGCCAAUGUGGGCAGUUUACUGUACCUCUUCAGACCGGUGUAAUGUAAUUGUCUUUUUUUUGCGACAAGACGUGUGUUUGUGAGUGUGAUUCCACUCUGAUUGUGAUCGUUUUGAUAAUUGGCAGCAGUUUUGGCACCAUGUACAUACAGUACACUGACAAUUUGAUGGAUGUUUAACAUGAUUUCUAUUAUUUUCAAACAUGCAUCAUGACAUUAUUGAAAUUAUAUUUGCAGUACUGUAUUUAGUUAAUCAAAAUUAUUUUAUUAACUAAAUAUUGUAAAUACAGGAAAUGAAAAUCUCCAACUCUUGGCCUCGUUUUUUAAUGGACUUCAGUGAUCUCAUUGAAGACUAUCUCAUGAAUUACAACGCACAAGAUACCGGUUUGUUUGCCUGAGAGCAGCCUUUGCUCAAUGUAAAUUUCUUCUGGCGAAGAUUAUUUUGUAUCUUGUACUCCAAUUUAUGUUUCUGAAAUAACACUUUUAUGUUAUAAUAAAGUGAAUCAUUCUAGAA
Hippocampus zosterae (dwarf seahorse) is the source of this 3533-nucleotide messenger RNA. RefSeq names its product TLC domain containing 2 (gene tlcd2). The record is from RefSeq and is a predicted model, not a curated record. Gene Ontology annotation, biological process: regulation of membrane lipid distribution; phospholipid homeostasis; plasma membrane organization. Lineage: Eukaryota; Metazoa; Chordata; Actinopteri; Syngnathiformes; Syngnathidae. Gene Ontology annotation, cellular component: plasma membrane. The coding region runs from base 405 to 1130 and encodes 241 amino acids. The transcript is spliced from 4 exons.